Messenger RNA from Oncorhynchus gorbuscha (pink salmon), 1178 nucleotides. Its product is annotated as protein 4.1-like. The record is from RefSeq and is a predicted model, not a curated record. Gene Ontology annotation, cellular component: cytoskeleton; plasma membrane. The transcript has 7 exons. NCBI's taxonomy places the organism in Eukaryota, Metazoa, Chordata, Actinopteri, Salmoniformes, Salmonidae. The coding region runs from base 6 to 1178 and encodes 390 amino acids.
GAUCCAUGAGUCCAGCCCAGGCAGACAUGUUGUUUCUGGAGAAUGCCAAGAAGCUGUCUAUGUAUGGAGUGGAUCUGCACCAAGCCAAGGAUCUUGAGGGUGUGGACAUCACUCUAGGGGUGUGUUCUGGUGGUCUCAUGGUAUAUAAGGACAAGCUGAGGAUCAAUCGUUUCCCCUGGCCCAAAGUCCUCAAGAUCUCCUACAAGCGAAGCAGCUUCUUCAUCAAGAUCCGUCCCUCUGAACAAGAACAGUAUGAGAGCACAAUCGGCUUCAAGCUGCCCAACUACAAGGCCUCCAAGAAGCUGUGGAAGGCCUCAGUGGAACACCAUACCUUCUUCAGGGUGUCGUCCGUGGAGCCCCCGUCGUCCCGCUCCCGGUUCCUGGCGCUGGGGUCAAAGUUCAGGUACAGUGGCCGUACCCAGGCCCAGACCCGCCAGGCCAGUUCCAUGAUCGCCCGGCCCGCCCCGCGCUUCACACGGUCCGCCAGCAAGAGGCUGUCCCGCACCAUCGACGAAGCUGGAGAUGAUCUCCAAGCCUCGCAGCUCUCUGCUAGUCCAAACAAGACCGAGGAUGACGAUUGGUUCUUCAUGCUGGGAUCUGACCAACCCCAGACUUUCUUUUCACCAGCCAGAGGGGGGGAGACUUUCUCUGUGGAGACUUCUACUCAGAGCUGGGAUGAUGGCAAGUCUGUCCAGACUGUCAGACAGGCAUGGCAGGAGACUGAGACAGGCCAGACGGUCAGACAGGCAUGGCAGGAGACUGAGACAGGCCAAACGGUCAGUCGGACAUGGCAGGGACGAGUGUCUGAUGAACAGCAGCAGGGGAGACUGGAGAAGGAGAAAGAGGAGGAUUGGUCUGUCCUGCUGGGCAGACGACCCUCCCUUCCCUAUGUCCCCUACCCCAUGAUGAAACCGCCAGUCAAAUACCGCUCUGCCCAGGUGGCAAAGGUGGCCACGGCCAACAUUCUGGAGAGGCUGCUACAGCCAAGGCAGGAACAAAGUGAUGACUGGGUCAUGCAGUUGGACCGCAGCUUUGAGUUUGCAGACACACCUCCAUUCUCUUCCCCAGUCUCCCUGGAGAAGGAGGAGACUAGGCAGGAGAGGAGGGAGGUGAUCAAGAGGCUCCAGGAAGGGGGUGUUCCUGGUGGAGAAGCUGAGGGAGGUAGAGGUGCUGGAUGA